AUGAACUAUGACCUUGACCUUCUGUCCAUGAGUAAACGUCAGGCCACAGAAGAUGAUCACCAGUUAUACAAACCAUCAGCAGAGAUGUGUAAAUGGCAAGUUGAAAUGGCAGACAUUUUGAAAUCUCAAAAACAGAAAGGUGGAAUCAUUGACCUAGAGGCAGAGAAAAUCAAAUUUCUGGUUACAGCAGAGGACACUGUAAAACUACCAUGGCAAGUAACAAGCUCUGAGCUGGAUAACUUAGCGAAGUCAAGUACAAAUUCUAAGGAGAGCAGGCAGGCAGUAGACAUCAAACCAAUUACGGUUGAAGGUAAAAGUCGAAGUGCAGGACUGCACGGUUCGAACAGAGAGAGAACAAACAGACAAGAUCACCCAAGGCCGAGCUCUGGACAUACGGACAGACAUCAACGGUACAGAGGUCAUAGGAACUAUGGCCGGGAUGGACAUCGGUCAAAUGAUGGGAGGAACAGAGGUGGACAUAAAGUCAAUCGAAGUUACCACACAGGUCAGGUUGAUGAGAGGGAAAGGAAAGCAGACUAUGAUAAGGAAAAACGGUCCGGAGGUAGAUCUGUCAAAACAGAUGCUACCAGAUCUGAUCGGACAGAUGUUAGUAGUGGAAAUGUUUCUCCACAACAUAAGGAACACAAGGCUGUAAAUGAAAGGUGUGAAACUGCUUCUAAAACGGAAAUUGAAAGUCAAUUUAGGACUGUAAACAGAGGUUCUGUAGCAGAUGAUGAUCCCAAAAAAAACAAGACCAAUGGGGAUAAAAGUGCUAUAACUAAAGACAUAGAACAGGACAGUGCAGGUCAAGGUCAGGAAGACCGUGACAAAAGUAGCAAUAUUUCUCCCAAAGAAAGUGUGGAAAAACAGACAGAAAGAGUCAGUAUAGAUUCUGAUAAAAGUUUUCAAAGGAAAGGAUUUCCUGCGUCAGGAGGUAAAAUUAGUGCUAGGUCUUCUAACAAAACAAACUAUAGGGGAAGUGAAAGUAAAAAUUCUGAAUAUGAAAACAGAAAUUAUUAUAAGGGUAAAAAUGAUGACAGGGAAAGGGAACAUUCUAGUCGUGGAAGAGGUCAGGGUCGUACUGAGAGAGGUCAUGGACGUGGAUCAAGGCGAAGUGCCAACCAGGAAGCUGUUAAAAGUAAACCUGAACUGGAGAAAAAUAAUACUGAUCCACAGGAAAAAGGAAAAGUUUCCAAAGAACUAGGUUUCCAACGCCCUAACUCAGGCUACAAAGGGAGAAAUCAGGGUUUCGGUAGACCUAGCAACAGGACACAAUAUCAUUAUGACUCAUAUUCUAAGCAUGGAAAAAGCGAACGAAGAGAGGUCAGUAGCAAAAAUGACAAAGGGGAGGUCAAUGGCAAAUUUGACAUAAAAGGGGUCAAUGGCAAAAGUAACAGUGGACAGGUCUCUUAUGAUCACACUCGUACAAGACAAGUUGAGUCGGCAAGUACAAACAAAAGCAGUAUAAAACCAGGAGGUAGACACAACUCAGAGACACAGAACUCAACAAGUGACAACUUUGGGGCUAUAUCAGAAACGUACGAUGACAGAUUUGUUCAGGAUCAUAAACAUUGGAACAAAGACAAAGAAACUGGUGUGUGUAAAGGUAGAAGUGAUACUAACAAAAAGGAAGCUGUUAUUACUGGUAAGGAAAGGACUAGUCAGCCAAGCUGUGGGGUGAAACGCCCACCAGGCUUUACUCUGGUCCAAAAAAUGAAUAAUGAUGUCAAAAUUCCUCCUGGGUUUGAGAAAUCAGGAAUUUCUGUCUAA
Messenger RNA from Mizuhopecten yessoensis (Yesso scallop), 1770 nucleotides. RefSeq names its product serine/arginine-rich splicing factor 4-like. Lineage: Eukaryota; Metazoa; Mollusca; Bivalvia; Pectinida; Pectinidae. The record is from RefSeq and is a predicted model, not a curated record. Bases 1 to 1770 code for a protein of 589 amino acids. Gene Ontology annotation, molecular function: ubiquitin protein ligase activity. The transcript is spliced from 3 exons. Gene Ontology annotation, cellular component: nucleus. Gene Ontology annotation, biological process: protein ubiquitination.